Messenger RNA from Brugia malayi, 378 nucleotides. RefSeq lists its product as uncharacterized. Lineage: Eukaryota; Metazoa; Nematoda; Chromadorea; Rhabditida; Onchocercidae. The transcript has 3 exons. The record is from RefSeq and is a predicted model, not a curated record. Bases 1 to 378 code for a protein of 125 amino acids.
AUGCUUAUUACAUGGCUUAUUCCAAUUACCUCAAAAUCCUAUCAUAGUGAUAGCGGAUCAGGAGCAAAAAAAAAAUUAGGAAAAUUAUCGGAAAUCAGCACAAAUGAACAACAAUUAUCGGAAAUCAUACUAAAAGAUGAUCUUAUCGAUACUGAAAAUCAUACAAUAAAUGAUGGAUUGAUAAGUGUAAGUGAGAUUAACAUGGAUGAUCUGGAAGAUGAUUUUUUCGAUAAUGAUCAUAACGAUGAAAUGAUUAGCAAAGAUAACGAAAUAUUGCAUGACGAAAUAACAAUGGACAAAUUAGCAGAUAUGCAUGAUGAGACUGAUAAUGAUAACGGUAAUGAUAGUGAAACAGAAACAGAUAAUCUUGCAGAGUGA